Messenger RNA from Entelurus aequoreus (snake pipefish), 1448 nucleotides. RefSeq names its product ADP-ribosylation factor-like 9 (gene arl9). Bases 163 to 930 code for a protein of 255 amino acids. The transcript is spliced from 4 exons. Lineage: Eukaryota; Metazoa; Chordata; Actinopteri; Syngnathiformes; Syngnathidae. Gene Ontology annotation, molecular function: GTPase activity; GTP binding. The record is from RefSeq and is a predicted model, not a curated record.
UGUAUGUUUGAGCACUUCCUCCUGCACUUCCGUGUUUACUAAUCCACUUGUUGAUGAAGGAGUGAAUGAAAAAGGUGUUUAAAGUUGACUCAUUGUAAUGGCGGGAAUGUUUAUCGAGAAGUUUUAAAAGCAGUUAGUAGCUUGUUUUGUUGAGUAAGCGCCAUGUUAGGCUUGAGGGAAGCCGGCGUCCUCGGCGUCUCCGUGGCUGUGGCGGGGGGACUGGCCUAUGUCGCCUGGAACUACGCAUCCUUCUCCGGGGAGAAGAAGACCGACGAAAGUCACCCCGCGGAAGACAGCAAGGCAGUGGGAGAAAAGAGGAGUGGAAAUGCGGAAAAAACGGUUGUUGGUGCCGACGUGGAGCCUGUUGCUGCCGCCGAGAGAGCGCAGAAAGUAUCCGAGCAGCCCAGGCCAGUCAAGUCAGAGGGCACCCAGGUCCUGGUCCUGGGUCUAGAUGGAGCGGGCAAGUCCAGCCUGCUGUACUGCUUGGCCAUCGGCAGCCUGGAUGUGGACUUGGAGCCCACACAGGGCUUCAACGCUGUGUGCAUCAACAGGGAAGACCUGCAGGUGGACUUCCUGGAGAUUGGCGGGGGGGCGGAGCUAAGACCUCACUGGCACAGGUACAUGUCCAAGGCUCUGCUGCUGGUUUUUGUGGUGGACUCGUCCGCCCCGCACCUCUUCGCCGUCGCCAAGACGCUGCUACACGACCUCCUGACCCCUGACCCCGGCCUGCCGCUGAUGGUGCUGGCCAACAAGCAGGACCUCCCGGGCGCUUGCGGCAUCACCGACCUUCACGACGCGUUGGAGCUUUCCCACGUGGGAGACCGCAAGAUGUUCCUCAUUGGCACGUGCGUGAAGAAAGGGGAGGCGGAGCUUAGCUCCGGCGUUCGGGACGCGCGAGAGCUCAUCAUCCAGUUGGCCGGCUGCAAGUAAAAGUCACAAAUUCUUUUUAGUUUUAUUUUCUCAACAAAGCUGGAGUUUGUUAUCCAUCCAAAUCUUCAUUGGACCUUUUCACAACUUUGACAAAUACAUGAAUGAUGUCAUAUUAAUAUAAGCUUUUAUUUUUCUACCAAAACCUUUCAACACAAGCAAAUAUUUUUUACUUUCCUAAAAGUCUUUAAAGUACAUGACUUCAUUCUGACAUGUUUACUAGUUCUCUACUAUUGUUCCCUAAUACUCAUUCCAACCGCUAGGAGGCGCCAAAGUGCAAGGCAACACGCAGGGAAGAAAGCACACAAAACUUCUGGAAUGUAUUUUUACACCACUUUUCAAUAUUUCUUGACGAAUAAAGGGCGAUAUAUUUUUAGUCUUGUCACAUGUUUACUUAGAAAUAUUCAAAUAGUUCUCCCCAUGUAUACUUUCUUUGUACUUUGUGUGGAGUGUGUACUAUUACUGCAAAUGUUAACACUUUGAUAUUUUGGAAAUGUUGAAUAAAAAUGUUAACAAAAUCA